UUUGUUAUAAUUACUGUUCUUGUCAUUUUACACUUUUAUUUGACUGUAUUUAAAAAGCCUAACCAUAGACUGGGGCUGCAAAAUUAUCCAUUGGCUAGAAGUCUGUGUAGAGCAUCUGUAAUGUUAUCUUGCAUUGUUCCUGUUGAAUAAACACUCAAAUAAAUACGAAUUAACAGAGGAUACCAAGAAACAAAAACUCAGACCUUGAAAAAAACGCAGUCUUUGGUAUCCUGUAAAUGAUUUAGUGCAUUUUAAAAACAGAACCUUGAAAUUAAUAGAUUAAUAGAAUUAAUAGAAAUAAAGUUUAAAUUUAAACCGCCAAUAGUUGUCGCUACUACCGAAGUAAGUCAUAUGUGAAUAGUGGUGAGUCAUUAUUGAUUUCAUUGAACCGGUUCAAAUAGCGGAUUCAUCUAGGAAUUAUUUUAAUUAAGACCUAACCCGACAAUAUUAUAUCUAAAAUUUAUUUCGCAACAAUAACUUGUUGUAUAAAAUCAAUUUUACUUUAGAAUUGGACAUGCUGGUAUUGGUAAAAAAAACAUAAUCUUGUGCUUUUGCAAAGUGAUGUGCGUUGUGGGAUAAACGCAAUAAUUAUAAGAGUUACUUUUUUUUAAAUAGCCAGAAGUCUAAAACCUGUACGACAUUGGUCAUCAAAAUAAAAUUACAAUAAUUAAACAACAUAAUUUUCUUAAAUUUCUCUUUUGAAUUCCCCUCUGCAUUCCAAGCUCUGUGUGUAUCUGUGUGUCAAUUUUCCUACAUGGUAUUAUAAAGUUUUAUACGUUUAUAAACUCAUAGUAACGGGUGUGUCGAGUUAAAGAUAUGCUUUCUGCAUUCAGACUGGCGCGCGGGUUACCUUACCUACAUUGACCAAUCAUGUGCGGUUUACGUUCGAACGUUUACAACUUUUACUUUGAAAUUUUCACACAGAGACCCGCCUCUUACGUCUCCUGCUUCUCGUUUCAAAUUCGAAUCGAUAGUGUAGCGCUCGGAAAUCAGACACGGCCGAUUUGCUUUGCGAAUAUCCAUCUUGUGUUGGUAAACGGCGUGUGCUACAGACUGCUUUGCCGAUUGAAAAACGUGAUCGGGAAACAGUUUGCCAGAAUAUACCCUGACCGGGUUUGCGGAAUAAAACCUGCUCCCGACUAGGUUAGGUUAACGGACUAUGUUACUCUGGUUACUCACUCGGAGUAUAAAAUACCUCGAUUUCUGAAAUGGGCUUGACUUACCCCGCGGUCGCGGAUUUGACAUACCUCACGUUCUGAAACCAAAAACCCUGAGUAUUCCGUUUUCUGGGGUUGACUUACUCUGAGCCUACAAUUGAUAAUUAUCGGAUAUCGGAUAAAGCGGUAGAAAAUGGAAUGGAAUGUUCCCUUCAAUAUCUCCCUAAAUAGCCAGCUGAGCAAUUAAGCGCUCUGAGGUGACGUCCCCUGGGUCCUAAUGUCCUAACCCAUACUUAUACAUCAAAGUGAAACUUAUAUAAACUCACAGUAAAUACACAACAGUCUCCAGAAUUAGUCACGGAAUUACUUAUUAAAACACAGAUAAACACAGUGACAGUGAUGGAGAGAAAAGGGUUAAAGCCGUCAGGUGCCCAAUAAAGGAAAAAAGAAAAGAAGAAGAGGAGAAAAGAGCAAAAGUUAAAGGAAUGCAAUCCGUUCUCUCUGUAUGAUUACGGUAACGUUAUCAUGUCAUCAAAGAUGCUAAUGUUAAUUGGUGGUAUAACGUUAACUCUUACGUUUGUUAGCCUUCUUGCUAUGAUGCUUGCUAUGCUUUUACAACAAUAAUUCUGUCUUAACUCAACAAACACGAGAUCUCAUUUCACCGUAAGAUUGUGCUUUGCAACAAAACUGUUUCAAGUGGUUAUUAUUUAUUUUCCAUCAUUUGGGUUAAUGUUGAGCCCUGUAAUUAGCCAAUGGAAUUUACAAAUGUGCAGGACGUUUCAAAGACGAACAUUUGUUGUGACAAAUAAUAUAAUUCGAGGCAGUAAAGGAGCUAAUUGUUACUCCCUUAGAUUAGAUUAAUAUAGCGUCAUGACAGACAUUUGGCAUGUCAUGUUUAUUUAAAUUUGCAAUUCAUAAGAGUUUUAUUGUAGCCUAUUCAAUUGCAAUUUCAGGGGCACUUCUGAAAUAUUUUGCAGCCUCCUCUGCCACUGGUCAUCCAUCAAAAACCAUCAGCUUUUCAAAACUAAAGUUGGUUUAUUCGUACCUGAGCUCAACCAUGUCUCAGGAACAGCUCACUGGCCUUGCUAUCAUCAGUAUCAAUCACUCAAUAGGGGGCAGAUUUAGUAUGAUGACAUUAUUGAUGAUUUUGCAUCAAGGAAGGCCAGAAAGUGACGGCGAAAGAAACGGCCAACCGGCGCACGGGUUGUGGUCUGUACCAGCACGCGCACAGCUCAGCUCCAGCUAUAUCCGAGUCAGAUUGCCUCAGAGUUUUUCUCAACUGGAUCUACUAGUUCACAUUUCGCCUUUUACAUUCAAUAACACUGUCGUUUUGGAUCGCUUUAGAACCACCAGUUAUUCACAUCUAAGCACCUUCAGAACUGCCUUAAUUCUACGUGGCAUUGAUUCAACAAGGUGCUGAAAGCAUUCUUUAGAAAUGUUGGCCCAUAUUGAUAGGAUAGCAUCUUGCAGUUGAUGGAGAUUUGUGGGAUGCACGAAGCUCCCAAAGAUGCUCUAUUGGGUUGAGAUCUGUUGACUGUGGGGGCCAUUUUAGUACAGUGAACUCACUGUCAUGUUCAAGAAACCAAUUUGAAAUGAUUGAAGCUUUGUGACAUGGUGCAUUAUCCUGCUGGAAGUAGCCAUCAGAGGAUGUGUACAUGGUGGUCGUAAAGGGAUGGACAUGGUCAGACACAAUGCUCAGGUAGGCCGUGGCAUUUAAACGAUGCCCAAUUGGCACUAAGGGGCCUAAAGUGUGCCAAGAAAACAUCCCCCACACCAUUACACCACCACCAUAAUUACAUUAAUGAGAAAUUGAACAGGUGUUCCUAAUAAUCGUUUAG
Triplophysa dalaica is the source of this 2995-nucleotide messenger RNA. RefSeq lists its product as uncharacterized. The record is from RefSeq and is a predicted model, not a curated record. Lineage: Eukaryota; Metazoa; Chordata; Actinopteri; Cypriniformes; Nemacheilidae. The transcript has 5 exons. The coding region runs from base 2044 to 2577 and encodes 177 amino acids.